Molecule: messenger RNA, 4378 nt
Organism: Gordionus sp. m RMFG-2023
Lineage: Eukaryota; Metazoa; Nematomorpha; Gordioida; Chordodea; Parachordodidae
Product: cytoplasmic aconitate hydratase-like
Exons: 18
Coding region: 79-3948 (1289 amino acids)
Biological process (GO): citrate metabolic process; tricarboxylic acid cycle
Cellular component (GO): mitochondrion; cytosol
Molecular function (GO): 4 iron, 4 sulfur cluster binding; iron-responsive element binding; aconitate hydratase activity
Source: RefSeq, a predicted model, not a curated record
UUAUUAUCCUUAAUACCUUUUUUUUAUCAUUUACAAAGGCAUACUUAUUAAAUUAUAGGAUACCAUUUAUUAUUUAGAAUGAUUUCUACCACAAUUAACAAACAUUUAAAACCUUUAAUGGUUGAUGAUGUUAGUUAUACAUAUUAUGAUAUUCUUGCAUUCUUGGAUGAAAAAUUUCCAGAAUCUAGGGGAAAUUAUGAUAAAUUGCCUUACUGCCUUAGAAUUUUACUUGAGUCUCAAAUCCGCAACCUUGAUGAUGACCAAAUUAAAAUGCAGCAUAUUGAUGAAAUAUUAAAAUGGCCUAAUAAAAUCAGUGACACUAUCAAUAUUGUUGAUGCGAAAAUUAAAUCUAUAGAUGAGGAGUUUGCAAAAAAUUUUGAAGUAACAUUCAGGCCCUCAAGAGUUUUAUUCCAAGAUUUUACUGGAAUUCCUGCAUUAAUAGAUUUUGCAGCUCUUAGGGAUGUAGCCUACAAAAAUUAUAAAAUUGAUCCAAUGACCAUCAAUCCAAUGUGUCCAGUUGAUCUGAUAAUUAAUAAUUCUAUCCAUAUUGACCACAGCAAAGACUUGGCAACACAAAUCAAGCUUGUGCAACAAGCUAAGGCUCAUACAAAAGAUCUGAAUGACUCAACCUCUUCUCAAAAUAUUAAUAAUUGUCAAAACACCAAAGCAAUCAACACUAAAUCAAAAAACAACAAUGUUAUACCGAGUGAUGGACACAUGUUUAGAUCCCCAUCUAAUCACUUAGGACACCCAUUUAAUUCAUUCCUUCCUCCUACAACAAAUUUUAUUGCUCCACACUCUCAGCCUAUCUUGUCAUACCAUCCAAUUUUACUCAAUCCUCCAAUAUACAACUUUUAUCCACCAUUACCUCCUUAUAACCCUAACCCUUACUUUUUACCGCCAACUUAUUCUUCUAACUUUAAUUAUACAUAUUCUAACAAUAUUAGUUCUUCAUAUUCAUUGAAUCAAAUACCUCAAAAUAAUUACCAAUUCCCCAAUGAUAAUAAUAAAAAGUUAUCCAAAGAUGUAAAAAUUAUCAAAUGUAAAGAAACCAAGAUAGAACUAGACCCUCUGCACAUAAAUGGCUCUUUUAAUGCACAGUCACAAACAUCUAACUGUCAGAAGCCAGAUCAAGCUAAAUUCAAAAUCCUAGAAAAACUUAGCCAAAGUGGUUAUCUUUGUCCUGGAUUGGCUAUAAAGAAUCAGGUAUCAGAAUUGACCAAUCAGGAAAAAGAAUUUGAAGAAAAUUUUGAAAAUGAUGAUACAUUUGAAGAAGUAAAAGAUGGAUGCAUGAUUUGUGAAGCACCUCCCCCAUCUGGUCAAAAUAAAAGAUACAUUUUUUGUCCCUUUCAUGAUACAGUCACCGAUUGCGCCAGUACCCUCAUUAAUAGUUACGCGCUAGAAUUCGAACGCAACAGAGAAAGAUUAGCUUUUAUGAAGUGGGCUUCUCAAAACUUUCGAAAUGUUAGACUCAUCCCUCCGGGCGAUGGUAUAUCCCACCAAAUACGCUUGGAAUAUCUCUGCAAAAUCGUAAUGUGCCCAAAUGAACUAGCCGAGGAUUUUGACCGCCUGCUUCAAAAUGAGACAGAUACCGGAAGGUUGAUAUAUCCGGAUUCCUUGGUCGGAACCGAUCCUCAUUCCACUAUGGUCAACGGGCUGGGGGUCUUUGCUAGAAAUGUGGGAGGUAUAGAAGUCGAAAACGUGAUGUUAGGACGCCCCAUAACGAUUUCCAUAGGAAACGUGGUAGGAGUCCGUUUGAGUGGGAGCUUAAAUACUUAUGUUACUUCCACGGAUCUAGUCCUCACUAUAACCAAAGUUUUGCGCGGCCUCCCUGAUACUUUAAACGGCAGCACUGUCGAAUUUUUUGGACCCGGUUUAGGCGAAUUAACGGUGACAGAUCGGAUAACAGUUGCUAGUAUGUGCCCCGAGUACGGGGCUCUUUCGGCGUUUUUCCCUUUUGAUUUGAUCGCGUUAGAUUACUUGAGUUAUACGGAUCGGUCCGAACACGAAAUUCGAAGAAUGAAAAGCUAUUUUCAAUCCAUCCGAUUAUUGAGAGAUCACUCUGAUUCAACUCAAUCCGAUCCAAUUUAUUCUAAAGUAAUAGAUAUAGACUUAUCACGCGUUAAAACCUGUAUAAGUGGGCCGAAAAAAUCGCAAGAGAAGAUAACAUUCACUGGCGGACCCAUUCCCUUAUCCUUACUUAAUCGUCGAGGAUCUGCUGAUCGUGCAGACGCAUCCGUCACUCAAGACAGCGAGCUUUCGGAAGAAUUUGAGCUAUCACUGGUGGACCGUAAUAAGGCUGUUGACAAUUUACUUGCUGAUGCAAACGAUAACUUUACCCUUAAGCGCCUGCGCACUCCUUCACUUCUUCCAUUGAUCCAAUAUAGUCAUGUGAUUCUAGCAGCCAUUACCUCUUGCACCAAUUCGACUAAUCCUAGCACAAUGUUGGCCGCCGGCUUAUUGGCGAAAUCAGCUGUGGAAUCAGGACUCUCCAUUCCGGCUCACGUGACCGCCAGCCUAUCUCCUGGUGGACCAGUUUCCGUUGCCUAUUUGAUAGACAGCCUAACCCUGCCCUACUUACGAAGGUUGGGGUUCCGAGUCACUGGCUAUGGAUGUUCAACUUGCGACGCUAAUUCAGGGACCGAUAUGAAUUGUUUAGACUGUUUGAUGUUGGGCAAAUCGAUUCCUAUCACAGACGGCCCUAAACAAAAGGCUAAAAAUUCCAACGUGAUGCUAUGCUCUUUCCUUUCUGGUCACCGCAAUUUUGAGGGGCGGAACAUACCUCAUGCUGGACUCAAUUUUUUGGCCUCACCCCCUUUGGUCGUAGCUUAUGCCUUGGCAGGGACUCCUCAGCACGAUUUUCUUAAUGACCCUUUCCCCAUCAAAUCUGGCCAAAACAAGGAAAUUUAUUUAAGAAACAUUUGGCCUACCCGCGCCGCUAUAGCCGAAAUUGAGAAGAGACUGGUGUUGACGGCUAUUUAUAGAAGGCUUGACAAGAGCAUUCAAACUGGAAACAAGGAUUGGCAAUCUAUCUCCAUUCCUACCUGUGAUUCGUCUUUGGCCCAUGGAUUGUUCCCCUGGAAUAACUCAUCGUCCUACCUAAGGUGCCCGCCAAUUUUUGACAACACGGUGACUCCUAUCCAUAAAUCCGAUUUUAUAACAGAGGCUACUGAUUGUUUAAUAGAAGGCGCUAGAUGCAUAGUAUUUUUGGGAAAUUGUAUUAGCACCGACCACAUAUCGCCUGCGGGCAGCAUAGCCAGGAAUAGCCCAGCAGCUAAAUAUCUGGCUCAAACGGGUUUAAGUCCCAGGGAGUUUAAUUCCUACGGCUCUAGAAGGGGUAAUUACGAAGUAAUGGUUAGAGGAACUUUCGGCAAUCCUAGACUGGUCAAUCAGCUGUUAAAAACCGCCAAAUGCAAAGUUCCUUCCAACCAUUCCAUCCAUUUUCCUUCUCGGCGUACUCUUUCGGUCUACGAGACGGCCUUAUUAUACCAAGUGACUCGCACGCCACUUAUGGUUUUGGCUGGUCAACUAUUCGGGACUGGAAAUCCUACUCGUGAUUGGUCGGCCAAAGGGCCACGCAUGCUCGGUGUACGCGUCAUUCUAGCUGAGAGCUUUGAUAAUACCUAUCGAAUCGAUUUGAUAUCCGUCGGAAUUAUGCCACUGAUCUUCGUUGAAGGAGAAAAUGCGCAAACUCUCAAGCUUAAUGGAACCGAGACCUUUGAUAUUUACGGUAGGAUGUGUGAUCAUUUGGUCGACGGAAGAAAUCCAGGAAUGAAUAGCGAACUGUUUUUGAAACCGAGACAAACGCUCGGUGUUAAGGCUACAACCGAUGAUAAGGCUAAAGAAAUUCAUUUUAAAGCAAUUUUGUUAGCUGAAAAUGAGAUCGAAUGCCAAUAUUUGCAAUCGGGUGGCAUUUUGCAGCACACACUUUCAAAAAUCGUUUAUUAAUUUCAUUAGAUAUUUUUUUUAUCAGCGGAAACCAAUUAUAUCGAAAUUGCGAUUUUUUUUACAUGUGACAUAUUUGUAAUUUCAUUUUUCCCUCCCCCUCCCUCUGCCUUUUUUCCUCCCAUAUUUCACCAUUCUUUUUUACUCUAUAUUAUUUUGAUAACAGUUGAUUUCUCAUUUUUCGGGGAAAUCUAAUGAAAUGACAUAUUGCUCAAAUAACUAAAACUACCAGACUCUUAUUGUCUUUUUAUAACAACAAGGCCGAAUAAUUAAUUUUUUUUAUAGUAUGAAUCAGUUUUUUAUUAAACAAACCUUAGACUAAAAAAAAAUAUUUGAUUAGGGGACAUUAGUAUUCUUUUUUUUUCAUUUAACACAAUCACUUAAAUGAUUUUUAAAAAAAUUAUAAAUAUUUAAAUAAAUGUAUAUAUUAUUU